Oncorhynchus masou masou (cherry salmon) is the source of this 1812-nucleotide messenger RNA. It is a transcript of the gene nicn1, whose product is annotated as nicolin 1. NCBI's taxonomy places the organism in Eukaryota, Metazoa, Chordata, Actinopteri, Salmoniformes, Salmonidae. Gene Ontology annotation, cellular component: nucleoplasm. The record is from RefSeq and is a predicted model, not a curated record. The transcript is spliced from 8 exons. The coding region runs from base 232 to 867 and encodes 211 amino acids.
AUAGUUACACAUUCAGGAAAUGGUAAAUUCAUUGGCAGCAUGCCCACUGCCAGGCCGACUGCGACGUCUAGAACUGUUUUUACAGUAAUUUCGCCGUCUGUAACCGAGGGGAAAACAGUGCACACACAACACACUUUGCUGCAGCCACACAGACGUGGCUAGUUCGCUGUCCAAGGUGCUGAAGUUGAUCAUAUUUGCGUUGCAGCCAUAAACCAAGGAGUAGCUAAUAACAUGAGCGUAAACACGGUCCCUUGUACCGUGAAGCCUACUGUCACCUUGCAGAUUGGAGAUGCUGAGACUGAUUCAUCUCGUCCCGGUGUCUAUGUCAUAGACGUUACACUUGCUAUAGGACAGACUGUCAACAUCCAGGAGAUCUCCUUUAAGAACUACUACACAGCAUACGUGUCUGUGCGUCUACUGAGGAGAGAUGGGGAGGGGGCUGCUAAAUGGGCCACAUGUCUGAGGAACCACUGUCUGAUGCCCAGCCCACAUACUGAAGAGGGUUCACAAGACUACUACUCUGUCUACCGUCAACAGAUGCUGAUUGAACCAGACAAUGUGACUUCAGUGAGACUGAUCCUACGACAGCCGUCAUCAGCCUGGCUGAAUUUCAGCGUGGAGGACAUCAAAAUACAGCCCUGUUUAAACGAGGAUUCAGAGUGGGACAUUCCGGAUUGGUUGUCAGACCUCACACAGGUGGACCAACUGUGUGAUUUACAGGGUCUUCCAGAUCCUCAGACGGUAUCUUCCAGUAUUCAGCAGAUGUGGGCGUUAACAGAGGUCAUGCAGACCAACCAGACCACUGCUUCCAUAGGCCGCUUCGAUGUUGAUGGCUGCUACGAUAUCAACUUGUUGUCCUUCACUUAACAAGGAAUUGACUGGAGGUUCAUUUUACAUGGUGUAGGUAAAAUGUGAAGAUCACCAUUGUUAUCUCUCCCAAAGUGUAUUUGAUUAAUUGCCCGACGAUGUUAUAUUUAAGUUUUCUGAAAAGUAUGUAUAUUUAUUUGUGAAACACUGUAAACUUUUUUUUUUUGUGUGUGUGUUUUUUUAACACCUAGGCCACCUUUGCCACUCAUGAUUCAUGUAACUUUGUUUAUUAUACAAGUCCAAUAGAAGUGAGAUGCAUGGUGGCCUUCAGCCAGAUGAGGACAGUAGUGCUUCUUGAAUGAGACCAAGGAGCCACUGUUAACUAACUAUCUGAGAUGUGGAUAUAUCAUACUGGCUGGGGUUCUGGGUGGUUUGCAGUCUCCAAUUCUCUUUUUUCGAUAAAUUAUUAUUAUUUUUUUUUUAAAGUGGCCUUUUUAUUUAACUAAGCAGGUCAGUUAUUCUUAUUUACAAUGACGGCCAACCCCGGCCAAACCCUAACCGGGAUGACACUGGGACUCCCGAUCACGGCCGGUUGUGAUACAGCCAGGAAUCUAACCAGGGUCUGUAGUGACGCCUCUAGCACUGAGAUACAGUCCCUUAGACCCGCUGCGCCACUCUGGAGGAUAGGAUAUAGCAUUCUGGCUGGGGUUCUUUCUACAAUUCUCUUAUUGUAAGUUAUUCAUGAAUAAUUAUGAAUGUCUAAUUUCCUUUCAAUGCGAACAAUUUACCUCAACGUUGUACUGAUGAAAUAAGUGAAGGAAUCGUUAUGUAUUAGUGGCUGUGUAAAGAUGACAUCAUACAUGCUCAUAUAGCAAGUCAUUCAUUCAACACAUAGGCUCUGUCAUUAUAUCCCAAUGAUAUUCCUGUAUCCUGCAAGCAACCAACUGUUAGAGCGUUCGGUCUUUUACGGAACUAAUUAAAUAAAUGUCAAUUCCAAAAAGCAAA